AUGCUACGAACCAUGAUUGAGUAUACUAAUAAACUAUGUCUUGCUCCUAUGGUAAGAAGUGGAGAACUACCUAUGAGAUUAUUGGCUUUGAAAUAUGGUGCUGAUCUUGUUUGGUCUCCAGAAUUGGUGGAUAAAAAAGUCAUUCAAUCAAAAAGAAUAGUGAAUCAAGAUUUAAAUACUAUUGAUUAUAUAUCUGAAAAUCAUCAAAAUCCAGAUAAGAAAACAGUUAUUUUAAGAAAACAUCCAGAAGAAUCAGGAAAAUUAAUUUGUCAAUUAGGUUCAAGUGAUCCUGAACUUGCGGUAGAAGCAGCUAAAAAGGUUAUUGAUGAUGUUGAUGGAAUUGAUUUAAAUUGUGGAUGUCCAAAGAAUUUCUCAACUCAUUCAGGUAUGGGAGCUGAAUUAUUGAAAACUCCAGAAAUAUUAUGUUCUAUUUUAACUAAUUUGGUGGAAAAUGUCGGUAAACCAAAGGGAAAACCAAUUAGUUGUAAAAUCAGAUUGUUUAAUAAUUUUGAUAAGAGUAAAGAGUUGAUUGAAAAAAUUUGUCAAACUGGGAUUACAAACUUAACUAUUCAUUGUAGAACUCCAAUAAUGAGAAAUAGACAAGAUCCAGUAUGGAAUUACUUACCAAAAUUGAUUCCAAUAAUUGAAAAAUCAGGUGUUAGUUUGGUACUUAAUGGUAAUUUUCAAAACAAACAAGAUUUGAAAAUUGUACAAAAAGCUUUGGAUAAUGAUAAAUUGAGUAUCAUGUUUGGUGAAGCUGCUGAAGCAAAUCCUUCAGUUUUCAGUGAUGUACCUGUAUUACAAUCGCAAAUCAUUCAAGAAUUGUAUGAUAUAUCAACAAAAUAUUAUCUUUUUCAAGGUACCAAGUAUAUGAUGUUGAAUAUGAUUAGUGGUAAAUCCAAGUAUUUCCAAACAAUUUCAAGAACUAAAAAUUUCGAUCAAAUGGGUGAAAUCAUUAAAUCUAUUAAGGAAGAUAAAGAAGAAAAGGAUAAAUUGUUCUACAUAUUGAAUAGAGAUUGUCAAAAAGCCACUUUCUUGAAGCACGAUGAUUUACCAGCUCAUUUAGAGAAAAGACACAACAUGAUUAAUGAAUUUUUCACUUCAUGGAACGAAUCAACCAUGUUAAACGACUUUGAUGACACACCAACACCAAAAAGACCUACAGAAGCUCAACAACAACAGCAACAGCCAAGCAAACGUCAAAAGAAACAAAAGAAGAAUGACAACAACAACAACAAGAACUCGACCAUCACCAAUGAUAAACCUAUAGAAACCAUUAAAGCUUAA
Molecule: messenger RNA, 1287 nt
Organism: Candida tropicalis MYA-3404
Lineage: Eukaryota; Fungi; Ascomycota; Pichiomycetes; Serinales; Debaryomycetaceae
Gene: SMM1
Product: Smm1p
Exons: 1
Coding region: 1-1287 (428 amino acids)
Biological process (GO): tRNA dihydrouridine synthesis
Cellular component (GO): cytoplasm
Molecular function (GO): flavin adenine dinucleotide binding; tRNA dihydrouridine synthase activity
Source: RefSeq, a predicted model, not a curated record